AUGGAGAACACAAUGAAAUGGUGGGCCGAAUGCACGGAGAUGUGGAGGGAGAGGUGGUCUCGGGUCCGAGAUGAGCGGAAUCAAGCGAGAAUCGCGAUCGACAAACUAAUCAAGACUUUGCAUGAGGUUCAAGUGGGUUUUUCCUCAUAUUUUUGCUAAAUUUGUCAUCGAAAUUUGGGAAAAAAUAAUCUUAAAUUUUGUUUUAGGAGGACACUUUGAGGUAUUUCGAUGCAAAAGAAGAGGCCGACAAGGAGAUCAAACGGCUGAGGGAGGAAGUUCAGCAACUUCGAAGUGAACUGGCUCAUAAUUAA
Molecule: messenger RNA, 311 nt
Organism: Bursaphelenchus xylophilus (pine wood nematode)
Lineage: Eukaryota; Metazoa; Nematoda; Chromadorea; Rhabditida; Aphelenchoididae
Source: the annotation of a GenBank genome assembly